Molecule: messenger RNA, 490 nt
Organism: Saprolegnia diclina VS20
Lineage: Eukaryota; Oomycota; Saprolegniomycetes; Saprolegniales; Saprolegniaceae
Exons: 1
Coding region: 1-348 (115 amino acids)
Source: RefSeq, a predicted model, not a curated record
AUGGAGCCGGCGACGACGCACUGCCAGUACUCGUACAAGGUGUGCACGCUCCCCCGCUCUCAAAAGCGCAACGGGAGCCUGCACCAGCUCUGCGAAUUCCACCGCCAAAAAGCCAACCGGAUCCAGCAAGCGUACACCAACAAGAAGCGCGCGCUCAAGGUGCAGCGCGACAUUGAGCCCGUGCCGUUUAUGGCCACAGGAGCUGCCGUCGCGAGCGACCGAGUGGAUCUUCUAACCGCCUUGUUGUUCGACGACUCCGACGACGCAUGGGCGUCAGAGGAAGCGCUGGUCAUGACGCCGGACGAAACCCGCAUUUUGUACGAGCUCCUCCAUAGCACGCCAGUCUAAUUUAUAAAAUGCUCUGUCCGAUUCGACACAUAUGAUCCUUGACUUUGAUGCGAGCGAUUGAGAGCUCUAGUAAUAUACACAAUGUAGUUUGAUUUCGCUGGAUAACUGCUAGGGUAACUUAGCUAAAUAUUUUUAUUCGCCC